Messenger RNA from Trichosurus vulpecula (common brushtail), 1381 nucleotides. Its product is annotated as 39S ribosomal protein L51, mitochondrial-like. The record is from RefSeq and is a predicted model, not a curated record. NCBI's taxonomy places the organism in Eukaryota, Metazoa, Chordata, Mammalia, Diprotodontia, Phalangeridae. Gene Ontology annotation, biological process: translation. The transcript is spliced from 3 exons. Gene Ontology annotation, molecular function: structural constituent of ribosome. Gene Ontology annotation, cellular component: mitochondrial large ribosomal subunit. The coding region runs from base 857 to 1243 and encodes 128 amino acids.
AAAACAAACCUUUUUAAAUCUCAACGGCUGUGACGCAAGGCAGUCGCGGACUUCCGACCAAUGGGAAGAGACUAGCGGGCAGAUCACGUGGGUGCCCGGAGACAGGAAGACUGGCCGAGUGUUUAGAACUGGGGCACGCUGAACGUGUCUUCCAAUUUACUGCGUGCCCAGGUUCGUGGACAGGGUGUUCUGACCGUGUCCGGUCUGGAGCUCCAGGGCCAGGGCGCUGUUUUUUGAAGAUGCUCCGGCUGCUAAACCCCCACCCCUGGCAACAGGAGCAGACGGCACAUCUGAACUCUCACUGGCUCAGUUCUAGGGAAUAAACCGUGCAUCCGGCUGCGUGUGCGGCUUCUGAGGGCAGCCCUGAGUUACCUCCUCCUGACUGAUGGUCCCCAAAGCCAGCUCGCCCCGUAACCUUCCCCCUACAGCCGCGAGACACCCGGGGGAACUAGAGGCUGGCCCAAAUGCCUUCGGGUGUCCCCCUGUUCGGGCGUAAGGCCCAGGAAGGUCUUGAGCAGCCCGAGCUGCGAAAGGCAAGACCAGUUCCCGAAGGAGGAGCACAGACACCAGCCCCCUGACUCCAGAUUCGAACCCUUAAGCGGACAGCUUGGCCGAGGGAAGGAAGUCCAAUUCCGGGGACGCGUUGUCUCUUCAAGGGGCGGGGCCGACGCUUGGGGAGGAGGAGGCCGGGCGCAGAGGAACCUGGGAACGACAGACAUGGGCUUCCUCUCGCCGAUUUACAGUGGAAGCCGGUGAACGUAGGCAGCCGGCUUUGGCCUCUGGCGGAGGCGUCUGGGAGAGCGUCCUCGCUUUCCCACAAUCCUUGUGGGCAGCACCCUGUUGCCGGGCCGGGCUAAUGGCGUGGUGCCUGAGCCGGUGGGCUGGCGGUGCCCUCUGGCGCUGCGCCCCCCGAGCCGGCAGGGGCAUCUCCUUGGGUGUCCCCGAAACGGCCCCGGUGAAGACGACGCUCCCGCCCCCUAAAGUGGUGGAUCGGUGGAACGAGAAGAGGAGCCUGUUUGGGGUAUACGACAACAUCGGGAUCCUGGGGAACUUUGAACGUCACCCCAAGGAUCUGAUUAAGGGGCCCACGUGGCUCAGGGGCUGGAAAGGGAAUGAAUUGCAGCGAUGUAUCCGUAAGAAGAAAAUGGUGGGAGAUCGCAUGUUUCUGCAGGACUUGCACAACCUGAACAAGCGAAUCAGAUACCUCUACAAACAGUUCAAUAGAAAGGGGAAGCUCCGGUAGAGGAGAAGCCAUAGAAAUCCCCAUCCCCAACCUGUCACCUUUCAGGACACUUCGGGUAGGGAACUGCUCAGUGUGGAGAAAGGCCUUUGUAAUGGAUUCCUAAUAAAGUUGCUUCACUAGGCAUUUGCCUUUUCUUUA